Molecule: messenger RNA, 1406 nt
Organism: Alosa sapidissima (American shad)
Lineage: Eukaryota; Metazoa; Chordata; Actinopteri; Clupeiformes; Clupeidae
Gene: wnt16
Product: wingless-type MMTV integration site family, member 16
Exons: 5
Coding region: 221-1381 (386 amino acids)
Biological process (GO): neuron differentiation; canonical Wnt signaling pathway; cell fate commitment
Cellular component (GO): extracellular region
Molecular function (GO): frizzled binding; cytokine activity
Source: RefSeq, a predicted model, not a curated record
UUACGCCUAUCCGAGCGCAGUCAACAGUAGCGCCACUGUCAAAGUCUGGAUUCCGCCCGUGUCUUCAUGAAGGUGGAACGGAGGGAAAACUUCUAAUCAAAACCAUUUUUGCGGAUUAAAUCUCUUCAUUCCUCAAAUGUAGCUGGCUGGCGCUUCCAGCAGCCGUCCGAUGGACUUGCACACUCGCUGCGAUAUAAUGCCGCUGUCCUGACCGGCGAUCAUGGAGAAGCCCACAUGCGGUGGAUUAUACCUGUUCUACUUGAUCUCUCUCCUGCUACUCUCGGAGUAUCCCCUGUGCUGCCGAGGAAGUUGGAUGUGGCUGGGCAUAACGUCGGUGGGAUUACCGGAGAAAAUGAGCUGCACCAAUUUGCCCCUGUCCAACAAACAGAAAGAGAUAUGCAAGAAAAAGCCGUACCUCCUGCCCAGCAUAAAGGACGGCGCGCGUCUGGGCAUCGCCGAAUGCCAGAGCCAGUUCAAGCACGAGCGAUGGAACUGCUCCACUACCAAAGAUCUGUCGGUAUUCGGCUACGAGUCAAACAGUGGCACUAAGGAGACGGCGUUCAUCUACGCGGUGAUGGCGGCGGGCUUGGUGCACGCGGUGACGCGCUCGUGCAGCGCGGGCAACAUGACGGAGUGCUCGUGCGACCUGGGCCUGCAGGGCAGCGGCUCUGCCAGCGAGGGCUGGCACUGGGGCGGCUGCUCCGACGACAUCCAGUACGGCACCUGGUUCAGCCGCCGCUUCCUGGACCUCGCGGCCGCCACGGGCACCAACGCCUCCACCACCACCACCGCCGCCACCGGCGAGGAACGGGUCAUCGCCAUGAACCAGCACAACAGCGAGGCCGGACGACAGGCGAUCGCUAAGACGAUGUCCACAGACUGCCGUUGCCAUGGCGUGUCCGGUUCGUGUGCGGUCAAGACGUGCUGGCGCACCAUGGCCCCGUUUGAGCGCGUGGGCCGCUACCUGAAGGAACGCUACGAGACCAGCGUCCAGGUUCUAGAACGCACUGUCCCCGGGGGGCCCAGUGGCGGCUCGCCGACCUCAGCCAGCAGCGGGGUCGGAAAGAUGCUGCCCCGCAAAGUCCGGCGGCGCGAGAAGAGCCGGCGUCGCGUGCCGGUCGGUCGGGAGGAGCUGGUCUUCCUCCACAAGUCGCCCAACUACUGCCUUGAGGACCGCAAGCUGGGCGUGGCGGGGACGCGGGGCCGGCGGUGCAACCGGACGUCGGGCGGCGCGGACGGCUGCGGCCUGCUCUGCUGCGGACGCGGCUACAACACGCACGUGGUGCGGCACGUGGAACGCUGCGACUGCAAGUUUGUCUGGUGCUGCUACGUGCGCUGCCGCCGCUGUGAGAGCAUGAACGACAUGCACACCUGCAAAUAGCGCGUGUGUGUGUGUGUGUGUGUGU